Molecule: messenger RNA, 801 nt
Organism: Dermacentor andersoni
Lineage: Eukaryota; Metazoa; Arthropoda; Arachnida; Ixodida; Ixodidae
Source: RefSeq, a predicted model, not a curated record
GGUGACAGUGUUUGUUGGCUUCUUAUGAUGUGUGCACACAAAUGUUAUUCGAGAAAAAGUGCGAUGUUAUCAGGUGUUUUGUCACAGAAACGCGGAACGAAAGUAUGGGCAGGUGUACGUAUGUGGUGGUUCUCAGGGAAAUGUGCUGGCAGGGCUAAUAAUUUGACGAUAGAAACUGCGCGACCAGUUUCUACAUGAGGUUGAGACCCGUAUGUAACAGUUACAUUUAUCCUUUUCGGUUAUUUGAGGAGAGUAAUGGUAACCCUUAGAUUUUUUUUUGCAGAGGAUGGCCUGGUGCGCCUGCUUGGGCGCUGCAUGAAAAAAAUUACAAAGGCAGGUCGGCAGGAGCGACGGCUCAAGAAAUGCCUUGAGGUGAACAAGGACGCCCCGGAGAGCUUGAAGAAGGAAGUUCGCGACAGGCGCAAUGCGCUGUUAAACAGCAUUGACGAAGUGCUCAACUAUCAAGAGGGAGCGGAAGUGGCUCAAGAGGCGGCGGCGGCAGCAGCGUCCUCCGACGAAGAGGACGCGGCAAUCUACCCCCAGCUGGCCGACCUCUUGGAUGCAGCCUUCAACAAACUGAACACAUGGAAGGGCGCUGCUGUCCGCGCGAGAAACUCCACUCGGAGCGAGGACAUGGCCGCUUUGGUGGCAGCCAAAAGUGCAGGGCGGCAAGCACUUCAAGAUCUGCGCGCUGAAAUGCAAACCCUGCAAACUGUAUAGUGUGUGUGCGUGCGUGUGUGUGUGUGUUUGUGCGUGUGUGCGUGUGCGUGUGUGUGUGCGUGCGUGCGUGUGUGUGUGUGU